GAGCUUUCAAGACAACAGAUCAAGCAGCUUUGUUGCAGGUGUCUUUGCGACUAGCUCCCCCGGUCUCGCCAUUCGUCAGACAUAAUUAUGCUGCAAAGAUUAAUAAGGCCGCAGAGCGGUCUCCGCUCGGCAUCGGCCGUUGUUAAGACGUCUUUGGCUGGCCUUCCUCGAUUUCAGUAUCGCAGUCUUCAUCGAGUCCCUCAAUUGGCGAACGAGCGCAUUUUUAGAGAACAUGGCAUUUCCGAGUUUAUGUCCCCCGAAGCCUUUGAUUUUGCUUGGACACAGUACCAAUCGCUGUUGGUGGAGAAAUUGAAUUUGAUGACACAGGAUACCGCCGAUGCAGAUUUGGAUACACUCGCUCUCGUUAAAAAGUAUGCCAAAAGGCGCGAGACUGCCCACUUGUUCAAUUAUGCCUCCAUGGCUCACAACAAUCAUUUCUUCUUUCACCGUCUUUCCCCCGUCAAAGUCCCCAUACCCGACAAACUAGCCUCAGACAUGAGUGACAGUGCCUCAUCACCCGAGUCCCUAAAACAAGACUUCCUAGCCACCGCCAGCGCCCAAUUCGGUCCCGGCUUCGUCUGGCUCGUUGCUCAAGCAAACACGGGUCUACUCAGAAUCCUUUCCACCUAUAAUGCCGGUACCCCUUACCCAGAAGCAUUUGCUCGACAACAAGGGGUAGACAUGAACAACGAACCCACUCCAGCGGCGGGACAAACACCCAAAUUCUACAGCUUCCUUGGCCUCCCAUCAUCCGGUGAAGCAACCCCCGACCUCGCCCCUGGCGGAAUGCCGCUUACUCCACUUCUCUGUGUGAAUACAUGGGAACAUGUCUGGAUGAUGGACCACGGUAUCGGUGGUAAAGAUGAAUAUCUCGAGCGAUGGUGGGAUAGGGUUGAUUGGAAUGCGGUGGAGGAUGCGCACAAGGCUACUGUGGGAUACAACGUGAACUUGAAUAAACGAUCUUUAUCGAUGUAAUCGUUACAAGACCAGUGUUCCGAUUGAUUGUUUUAUUAGUGUUGGGCUUACCCUUUUCAAUCUUCAUGUAUUAUAUAUAUAGCAUUGGGGUACUGGGACAAAAUGUGUAAUUUGUACUUGAUAUAGAAAUUCUUCAAGCAGUUCUAACACUCUAUAUACAUCCAUCAUAGAUAUAAGUACAUUUUACCACAUAUGCACAGAUCCCGACCAACCUACCGGCCAAGAGUCAUCUGCUCCUUAAUCCUCCUCUCAAACGCGUCAAUCAUAACUCCAGCAACCCUAUCCUCCACCGCAGACAUCAUAGCAGUAUGCAUCGGGUUCUGAAACCGGAAAUGAAUCUCCAGCUUGACUUCCGUCUCUGCGCCAGAGGAUGAAGUUGCCAAUUUAGGUACGAGCUCCCAUUUUGUACUCAAAUGACUAAAUAGCCCUUCAUCCGCUCCCGGGAUCGGUUGCCCAUCAUCACCAACUCCACCACCACUUCUAGCUUCCACGAUCCACCGGUCUCUGUCGCAUGUAACUCUUGACGUAAAUGUCUCUGUGAAGGGGGGGUAUCCAACUGUCAGAAAUGCCUGGGACGGAUAUCCGGAUGUUUGGUCGCGCGCAGUCACGGUUGAUGCAGUGAGGAAAGGCAAGAAUUCUGAGUAGGAUUCGACUGAGGCGAUGAUCUCGUAGAGUGGGGAGGGGGGGAAAGGUAAAGUGCGAGAUGCGCGGAGGGUGCGAAUACUCUCCGGUUUGUUAUUGUUAUUAUUAUUUGAGAAGAUGUCGGGGAAACUGAUGAAUGAUCGCUGCUGGCGGGUGAGAUAUAGAUGUGUUCUCGAUUGCCGUAGGGCGGAAAGAGCGGACUGGUGUUGACAUGUUAUCGAGGCGGAUCUUGAGGUUGUAGUAUGGAGCCAAGCAAUUGAGGCUUUCGAGCUAUUUAUUAUUGUUGGAAUGAACGCGUUGUCACUGCGCGAUACAGUGCAAUGCCUUUGAAAUGUCCGAGGGCGCAGAGUUGGUCUCAUGGUUCGGGGUGACCUCAAUCUUGAGGUUGGUGCUGAUAUCAUGUAUCAGUCAGUGGAUGCUAUGACACUCUUCUAGUGGACAUUAGAGAAAGAGUAAUAUUGUUUCACUGUAGUAAUUUGUAUGGAUUGCACCAUCAGAGUUGGUGGGCUAUUGAAGACUUGGAGUUGAUGCUGUCAUAAAA
Messenger RNA from Talaromyces stipitatus ATCC 10500, 2158 nucleotides. Its product is annotated as Fe superoxide dismutase, putative. NCBI's taxonomy places the organism in Eukaryota, Fungi, Ascomycota, Eurotiomycetes, Eurotiales, Trichocomaceae. Gene Ontology annotation, biological process: superoxide metabolic process. The transcript is spliced from 4 exons. Bases 88 to 975 code for a protein of 295 amino acids. Gene Ontology annotation, molecular function: superoxide dismutase activity; metal ion binding. The record is from RefSeq and is a predicted model, not a curated record.